Molecule: messenger RNA, 6243 nt
Organism: Xenopus laevis (African clawed frog)
Lineage: Eukaryota; Metazoa; Chordata; Amphibia; Anura; Pipidae
Gene: pfkfb2.L
Product: 6-phosphofructo-2-kinase/fructose-2,6-biphosphatase 2 L homeolog
Exons: 3
Coding region: 4255-6102 (615 amino acids)
Biological process (GO): fructose 2,6-bisphosphate metabolic process
Cellular component (GO): cytosol
Molecular function (GO): catalytic activity; fructose-2,6-bisphosphate 2-phosphatase activity; 6-phosphofructo-2-kinase activity
Source: RefSeq, a predicted model, not a curated record
GCUUUGAAUUUUUUGCCAGGUCUGCUUUUUACUUCCAGUCCGGCUCUGGCUCAAGAGAUUAAGUUGCGCUCUAGUGAGCAGAUAACACAAUAAACUAUUUAGUUGUGGCCAGUAUUGGGAGAGGAGGGCAACAAGUACGGAUUGGCAACCAACCCGGAAAAAAUAUAUUUUUUUAUUCCAGUUAAAUGUAGACUCUGCAAGCUGAGAAAUACUCAAUCACUACGUUUUCCCUCCACAGGGGCGGCUUAGGGCCGCGACGUCACAGUCACGCGAGAUGAGACUUGUGACCUCUGUAUUAGCUGUCCGGCAGGAUCCAAGGUGCUGUGGGACGUUUACAGAGUGAUCUGUGACUACAGGCUGUGCUAAGAAAAGCGGGGCUGUUGGGCGCCACUUGAGGGCUACUGAGUAAAAUGUCUGAAAUGAAGAAUUCUGAGCCAGGACAGUGCAGCAGUGGUGUCAAACCUUUAGCCAGGAACACAGAGAAGAAAUGCUCCUUCCUGCCGUAGAGAGAGAGGAUAAAACACCUGAGAAGAUGACUCCUUCACAAGCUCAGGAAGAUCUAGCACCUUCAUGCUCUCAGGAAAAUCAAGUUUUUGCGGAUUCUUUGGCAGCUGUAAUAAACAGGCAGCAGUGCAGGGAUUCCAGGAAGUGGCUAGUUCCAGGAAAAGGCAUGCAUACUCAAGGCAGAUUGAUUCACUUUCAGAGGUUUCCGAAGGGGAACUGUCUUUGUUGGAUUUUCACUCUCCAUUGGGAUCUGAAGAAGGAGAAAUCGACUCGGAAGAUGAGUCCAAUUUUGAUUUAACUGUAGUGGAGCCGUUAAUUAAGGCAGUCCGUCAAAUCUUGACAUUUCCUACAGAGCUUUCAAAGCUUUCUUCAGCAGAUAAACUUUUCCUCCUUAAAAAAUAAGUCAAUAUGUUUCCCGGUGCAUGCCUCAAUAAAAUAAAUAAUCUCAAGAGUGGAAGAAAACAGUAUCCCUUCGAGGAGGAUGCAAAGUUUUGGGAUGCUCCUCCCAAGGUUGAUGCAGCCGUAGUUAGGCUUGCAAAAAAGACAACAUUGCUGGUUGAUGAUGCAGCAGUUUUUAGGGAGCCUAUGGAGAAAAAAAUGGAAUUUAAUCUAAAGAAAUCUUUUGCGGCAGCAGGAGCAGCAUGCAGACCAACGGUAGCUCUCACUUCUGUUUCUAGAGCAGUAAAGGUAUGGCUCUCAAAUAUUGAGGAAGCAAUUUCAUCCAACGUUAAAAGACCUAAAUUGUUGGAGAUGCUGUCAGACUGGAAAUCGGCGAUUGACUGUCAGAAGCUUCAGUUGACUUGGUGCACUUCAUGGCCAGAUCCAUGGCACUUUCAGUGGCAGCAAGGAGAGCGUUGUGGCUGAAGCCUUGGGCAGCGGAUGCACCGUCAAAGACAAAUUUAUGUCAACUCCCCUUUGAAGCGAAUAUGCUUUUUGGAUCAUUUAUUUGUAAUACCCUGUGGGUUCAGAAAGGGUCAAGCUCCUUCAAAGAAGACAUUUAAGCUCCUGGAUUGUUUCUUAAAUUGCAAAAACUUACAAUAUAGCAGGCAUGAAGGUUCCCCAGGGAUUAAAAACCCAAUCCACCAGGACAUUGGCGAGUUCCUGGCGGAUGGAAGCCAAAGCUGUAGAACAGCAAGGUAGUUGUCAAGUCAACACGUUCAUUAAACAUUAUAGACUAGAUGUCCUUACCUCCCAAGAAGCUAGAUUUGGAAGGAAGGUCUUGCAGUCCAUUGUACAUUGCUGAAUAAGGCAUAUUUCCGUUCUGCAAUCUUACGGUGUCCCUCCCUUUUUCGUAGCUUUAGAAAUCCCAUUGGUGAAUGGUGGCCAGGGGUGACUAGGAAAACAGGAAAUUGUUUAUACUCACCGUAAUUUCUGUUUCUCUGUUGUCUUAGGGGGACACAGGGAACCAUGGGGUUAAGCUCCAUCCUCCAGGAGGCAGGACACUUGAAUAAUUAAAUAAGGGGCGUGCCUAUCAGGCUUUACCCCAUACACUGUACAUUCCUCUUCAGUUUUUUAAGUGUCCUGCUCCCGGGAGGGUGGACCGUCGCAUGUCUCUACGUUCAGUCUUGAGCUGAUACCCGGGGUGAGGCCUGAAAAGCAGGGUUACCUGUUUUCAUAGAGGCAGCCCCCUACGAGGAGCUACACACCGGGGUCAACAAUAGCAUUAGCUAAGACCACCUAGACGUUGCCUGCCUGAAUGUCUCAGAGCAGAGGGUCUGGCCGGUGUGGGGGGGUAAGUGGCACAAUGUCUGCACUGUAGCAGGUCUGUCUGCCUAAGAGUUCUUAGGAACUACCCCUCUCCCCCCCCCUCUCUUUACCCUAGUCCUCCCUCCUGUAGCUCUCCCUGCCUGGCUAUCAUUGGGCCUGCAUUGGCUCCUACCUGGUCCGUUUUUGUUCCCUGCAAAAUGGGGCAGCUCCUAGGAUGUGCGCUGUAGCAGGCGCAUUGAGGUAGGCUGCUGGAAGGGGGAUGCCAGUGCAGGCUGCGACGCUGCUGGCAGCCAUCUCCGUGUUGCGCAGGAGGUGGAACGCAUUGCGUUCCAUCUCCAGUCUGUUCGGCGGCCAUCUUGGUCUGGCGCGAACCGGAGCGCAUGUGCGCAUGCGCAAUGGAACGCAUAUGCGUUCCAGCGGCCAUUUUGAGUCGCGAAAAAGCAUAGCAGCAGCAGCACAGAGCAGCUGAGAGAGAGAGACAGAAGCGACUCAGCUUAAGGUCUCAUAGGUGUUAUCAGGCAGUACCCAAUACACUCUACCUUUCCUUAUGGCAGAAGGUAAGUCAGUGGGACUGUUCACGAGGGCUGGACGGAAGGGGUCCUUAACAGCACAGGUGACUUACCUAGCUUGUUCUGUAUGCCAACAAAAAAUUCCAGGGGGACAGGGGGAGCCGCUGUGCAGGUCCUGCAACAAGGGGCAACUGGGGUAACAGUUAUGUCCCAGGAAGAAUUAGGAGCGGCAGCAGAGCCUCCUGCGCCCCUAUGGGCUGUACAGCUCUCACAGUCAUUGGCAGCGCUACAAGGUUUACCUGCUAUUGCGGAGAAUCUAGGAAAAACACUAGUGAGGCUAAACCACAGGACUAGUGGCAAACGUAGACGAAUGGAGGAUGCUAGUGUGGAUGUUAGGAAUCCUAAUGCGUCUGACGACUCAUCUCCUGAGCUGCUUUCAUCUCAGUCAGAGGGGGAAAUUGAGUCUCCUGGGUCUGUCUCUGCUGAUGAGGAAGAGAUUCAGGAUGAAGGAAAGGAUCGUGACAGUCUACAUGACAUAGACGGCAUAAUCAAAGAGGUUCUUGAGGUGCUUAAUAUUUCUCAGAAGCCUAAACACACUGCAGAAGCGUCAAACUUAUUCAAGAGACAACACAAGUCUUCUGUUUGUUUUCCGGAGAAUGACCAACUCCAAAGUUUGAUUCAGAACGAGUGGGACUCACCUGAACACAAAUUUCAGACGAAUAAAAAGUUUAAUAAACUAUAUCCAUUUCCUAAAGAACUAGUGAAUGUUUGGUCUAACCCACCAGUAGUUGAUGCUCCUGUGUCUAGACUUUCAAAGUCCACCACACUGCCAGUCACAGAUGCAGCAGCUUUUAAAGAUUCCUCAGACAGACGGCUGGAGGGGUUUUUACGUGCAAUUUACUCAUCUGCAGGUUCGACGCUGCGUCCAUGUCUGGCGUCCGCAUGGGUGUCCAGGGCUGUUCAGGCAUGGUCAGAAGCUCUAGUUAAAGACAUUCAGAGUGGUACCUCGCGACAGGAGCUGUUAGAAUCGGCACAGGCUAUUGCUGAGGCAUCUAGCUAUCUUUGUGAUGCCACUCUGGACACUUCACAAGUCACGGCCCGGACGUCGGCCUUGUCCGUUGCGGCACGCAGAACUUUAUGGCUCAAGAAUUGGUCGGCGGAUGUCAGCUCCAAGAAGUCGCUGACUUCACUUCCCUUUAAGGGGCAAAGACUGUUCGGGGAGGAGUUAGAGAAAAUUAUAUCCCAAGCGACGGGGGGUAAGAGUACCUUCCUACCGCAGGCCAGAAGUAGAGCAACCACCUCAAAUAGAAGGGGAAAAAUUUUUCGUGGCCAAAGUGGCAGAUUUAAUAGACGAAACAACUCCCCACAGCGAUCUCAAUUUCGGUCAAAGACGGGAGACAAAAGUCGGUCCACAUGGAAGACCAACAGGCCACACAUCAAACCCACAGGAGAGAAACCCGCCUCAGCCUGACGGGGCACUCCCUCCGGAAUCGUUGGAAAAAAUAGGGGGCAAGUUACUUCGAUUCCGGGAGGAAUGGAUACAUCAUUCUUCGGAUGUAUGGGUAAAAGAAAUUGUGACAGAAGGAUAUCACCUAGAUUUCAAAACCAUGCCCCCCAAAAGAUUUUUCAUGUCCAGGGUUCCUCACAGUCCGCAGAAGGCACUAGCUUUCCUAGAAUGUAUAGAAAGACUGGAUCGGUCCGGAGUAAUCAGUCCAGUACCACCUACGGAGAGAUUCUCAGGUUUCUACUCAAACCUUUUUACAGUGCCAAAGAGGGAUGGAUCGGUCAGACCAGUGCUCGAUCUCAAGGGUCUCAACAAGUUCAUCCGAUCGGUAAAGUUCAAGAUGGAAACAUUGAGAUCAGUCAUUCGGGGAUGGAACAGGGGCAACUGUUGAUGUCCCUGGAUAUAAAGGAUGCAUACCUUCAUGUCCCGAUAUGGCCGCCCCAUCAUCGUUAUUUACGUUUUGCCUUCAAGAACAAGCACUUCCAAUUUGUGGCACUUCCGUUCGGUCUGUCGUCCGCCCCCAGAGUCUUUACAAAGUUGAUGGCAGCAACAGCGGCCACCUUAAGGCUACAGGGGAUUUCAGUGACACCUUAUCUGGACGAUCUCCUUCUAAAAGCCAAUUCAGUGAUGAGGGCCAAAGAGGACCUGAACAAGGCGGUGCGAUUACUCCAGAGCUUCGGAUGGACUGUCAACUGGUCCAAGUCCAACACGGAGCCCAGUCACAGAAUGAUGUUUCUAGGCCUGGAGUUCGACACGAUAGAGCAAACUGUGAGCUUACCCACAGACAAGCAGACCAGAAUCAGAGACCAAGUCCGCUACUUAAUCACCAGUCAAACCACGACGAUACACAAAGCAAUGCAAGUGUUGGGAACAAUGGUCUCAGCCAUAGAAGCAGUUCCAUUUGCACAAAUACACCUGCGACCUCUUCAAGCCAGUAUCCUAGCAACAUGGAAAGGGGGAUCUCUUUCUCGACUCCUGUCGCUGUCGCAGCAGACAAGGACGGCACUUCAAUGGUGGUUGAGCCCCGAGAACCUAGCCAGGGGUCAAUCAUGGGCAAUUCCGGAAUGGGUGGUGAUAUCCACGGAUGCCAGCCUCAAGGGAUGGGGGGCGACAUGGGACAAGCAGUCAGCACAAGGUCGAUGGUCUCCGGAGGAAGCCAGACUACCAAUAAACAUUCUGGAACUGAGAGCAGUGAAGCUGGCCCUAAUACAAUGGGAAGAUCACCUCAGAGCAUGCCCAAUACGCAUUCAAAGCGACAGCGCGACAACAGUGGUGUACAUAAAUCGUCAGGGAGGAACAAGAAGUCGGGCCGCGCUGACGGAAGCCAGGCAGAUUCUGCUCUGGGCAGAAAUCAAUUCAGUAAAGUUGUCUGCAAUACAUAUUCCGGGAGUGUCCAACACAAAAGCGGACUUUCUCAGUCGGAAUCAGCUGGACCCCGGGGAAUGGGAACUACUUCCAGAGACAUUCCAAGAGCUUGUAGAUCAAUGGGGGACUCCCAGCAUAGCAGCAAUGGCAUCAAGAGACAAUCGCAAAGUAACAAGGUUUUUCGCCCGCUGCAGAGACCCAUUAGCAGUGGGGGUGGAUGCCAUGACGCAGCACUGGCAGUUCAACCUCGCAUAUGUCUUUCCGCCGCUCCCCAUGCUGCCAAGGGUUCUGAAGAAGAUCAAGCAAUCUCUAUCAACAGUAAUAACAGUGGCCCCAUACUGGCCUCGGAGAACUUGGUUCAGCGACCUGCAGGAGAUGUCCGUAGCGCAACCACUUCGGCUAAAAUGCAGGCCAGACCUGCUUCAGCAGGGUCCCAUAGCUCACCACAACCCGGGUCUCUUCGCUUUGACGGGAUGGCUAUUGAGAGGUCCGUUUGGCAGAGACAAGGAUUAGAUGAGAAGGUCAUAACCACUAUGCUGAAGGCUCGAAAAGCUUCAUCGGCCAAGUCAUAUCACAGGGUUUGGCAGUCCUACUCCAAGUGGUGCGAAGAAUCACAUUUUCCGUUUCUGGAACUACAAUUGCCUAGGAUAUUAU